Messenger RNA from Knipowitschia caucasica, 693 nucleotides. The record is from the annotation of a GenBank genome assembly. Lineage: Eukaryota; Metazoa; Chordata; Actinopteri; Gobiiformes; Gobiidae.
AUGCACUACAUCGAGGGAGGAAUGCUGAUGUUUGCUGCUUUUGUUGGGAUAAUGGUGGAGCAGUUUGUCCCAGACGGCCCUCACGCUUACCUGACCUCAGGCGGCUCCUGGGUGAAGCUCAUGAACUGGCAGCACAGCACCAUGUAUCUGUUCUUCGGAAUCGCAGGGUGCGCACUGGUCGCCUCCACUGCGGUCAGACUGGUGCCUGCGGGAGUGGACCGCCUUUCUCUGGCCAUGGCUCUGUUUGUUGAGGGGUAUUUGUUUUACUUCCACGUCCACAUGCGUCCUCACCUGGAUGCUCACAUCCACACGCUGCUCCUCGUGGCUGUGUUCGGGGGAGCCGCCUGCUCCAUGUUGGAGGUCUUCAAUAGACACAACAUUGUGGUGGAACUGUUGGGGGCCGGGCUCUUCAUCCUGCAGGGGACGUGGUUCUACCAGAUUGGCUUUGUCCUGUAUCCACUGAGUGGGCCCCAGUGGGAGUUGGAGCAGCAUGACAACGUUAUGUUCGUCACCAUGUGCUUCUGCUGGCAUUUAGCCGUGGCUGUGCUUCUAGUGACCACUACUUCCUGUGUGGUGUGGCUCACAUUGAGAAGAUUCUCUGCAAAUGGUCGAGACAUUGAAAUUGGAAUGAGGAACACUUCAUCUGAGUCCAGUUCCCAGAAGUCUUUGCUGCAGGAAUCAGAGGAGGAAUAA